ACGGAACUUUAAAGCCCGGCGUUUCAUGUUUCGCGAGCACUGUUCGCCAAGGGUGCGGUAGUGCGUUGCACAUUUCGACACUGCAGCUGCGACGAAUCUUUGCUCGAGUUGAUACAUCCAAGUGAGAAUCUCGGGUUAUUUUCAAUUGGCACAGGAUCGCGUCGGUGUCCAUCGGACAAAAAGAUCCGUCAUUUCUUUGCCGUAAAAUAUUCAAAAAUCCGAUUUUUAAAUUGAGAUCGAACAAUGGGACGUGUCCUGUACCAUUUGCUUUCUUGCGUCCUCGGGUCGUUCAGGACGGAGGACACGAGUCCAUCAUCAUCUUUGUCUCCGUUAGACUGGUGGCAGAAUACCUUAAUUUAUCAGGUGUACCCCAGAUCCUUCAAGGACACGGACGGAGAUGGCAUCGGUGAUCUUAAUGGUAUUACUGAAAAACUCGAUUACAUUCAAGAUUUGGGAGUAGACACAGUUUGGAUUCAGCCUUUUUUUAAGUCACCGAUGGAUGAUAUGGGUUACGAUGUCCAGGAUUUCAAAGCGGUAGAUCCGUUAUUUGGAACAAUGGAAGACUUUAAAAGAUUGCUCAAAGGAAUAAAAGAGAGAGGAAUGAAAGUUAUACUGGACUUUGUGGUAAAUCACACAAGCGAUCAAUGCGAGUGGUUCCAACUUUCCGAGCAGGGGGUUGAACCUUACAAGGAUUAUUAUGUUUGGAGGGACGCGAAGAAGUUCAACGACACCCAUAAAACCUACCCAAAUAAUUGGUCGAGCAUGUUUCACGGCACAGCCUGGCAAUGGAGUGAAAUGAGGAAGCAGUAUUAUUUGCAUCAGUUUUCUGUCCAACAACCGGACUUGAACUACCGCAAUCCGAGAGUGGUUAAGGAAAUGGAAAGUGUCAUGAGAUUUUGGCUGGACAUGGGUGUAGAUGGUUUUAGAUUGGACGCACCGAAGCACAUGUUCGAAUCUGAGCACUUUCUUGACGAGCCGGACAUCAAAGGAACAUUCGGUUGGCCGGCUCGAAUCUACACGACGCGUCUGCCUGAGACCUUUGCGCAGAUUAGAGCUUGGAGAGCCCUCCUUGACGAGUACACUGCAAAAGAUGGACAGGCUAGGAUUUUAUGUACAGAAGAUUAUGAGGUGCCGACCAUGCUCAAAGAUUACCUCGGCGAUGCAGCCCAUCCAGGCGCCCAGAUUCCGUUCUACUUCCUUCUGGUCUUCUCAGACAGGAAAACCAAUGCUACUAAGCUGAACCAAAUCAUCCAGGACCUAGUAACAGUCUUCCCACGAAGCGCUUGGAACUGGGUGACGGACAACCACGAUAAUUGGCGAGUAUCCUCGUGGUUUUCGAGGGAGGCCGUUGACGCGUUCAACAUGCUGAACCUGCUGCUCCCUGGGUCGGCGAGCGUGUACCAAGGCAGCGAGUUGGCCAUGCACGACAUCCCCGUGCGACCGGAUCAACGCCAGGACCCCCUCAACGGAGGCCCCGGUCGGGCUGACAGUCGGGACGCGCACAGGGCGCCCAUGCCCUGGGACUCGUCUAGAAAUGCGGGUUUCUCGAAAGCUCGAAAGCCGUGGCUCCCUGUCCACCCAAGUUAUUGGACAUCGAACGUAGAAAUCCAGGAAAAUGACCCCGAUAGCCAUCUCAACACCUUCAAAAGAAUCGUCGCUCUUAGAAAAACGCCGGUUGUCAGACUCGGCGAUCUGAAAACCUACACCCCAAAGGAUUGGGUUUUUAUGUUCACAAGGUCCCUUAAGGAUGAAACAAUCGUUGUGCUGCUGAACAUCGGCUCUGAAACAGAAGAUGUCUGUGUGAAAGACGUCGCUCCAAAACUGCCCGAUGAAAUGUUUGUUCGCGUGAAAAGUAUUGGUUCCCUGCACGACGUAGGGAAAAAACUGAGGCUUGGACCAGGCUCUCAUGGCUCAAAGUGCAUCGAAAUGCGGCCACAAUCAGGAUUAGUUCUUAGCACAAGUCAUGGAGCUGCUAUUUCUUUUUCGCUCUUUAUGCUACUUCUUACGAUAGUUUCAACAAUGAUAUCCUGAGUUUACUGCAAAAUGACAUUUCACACAAUGUCAUUAUCAUGAAAUCUACCGUAUUGGGUCAGGAUAGAAUUGUCUUACUGUAUCAAUACUCACACUUGGACUACAUUUUGCAAUAGGGGACUGCUAUUUCUAACUCACUAUAGAAACAAUGUAUGCACCAUUAGUUUUCCUAUGGAGGUGCGUGUUUGUA
Bemisia tabaci is the source of this 2221-nucleotide messenger RNA. Its product is annotated as maltase 2. Lineage: Eukaryota; Metazoa; Arthropoda; Insecta; Hemiptera; Aleyrodidae. Gene Ontology annotation, biological process: carbohydrate metabolic process. The record is from RefSeq and is a predicted model, not a curated record.